Arvicanthis niloticus (Nile rat) is the source of this 1982-nucleotide messenger RNA. The record is from RefSeq and is a predicted model, not a curated record. Lineage: Eukaryota; Metazoa; Chordata; Mammalia; Rodentia; Muridae.
AUAAAGGUCCAGAUAAAAGCAGUGAUUGGCAGGGGAUGCUGUGAGCUUCAGGACACAUGCCAGAGGGGCAGAGGAAGGCAGGAGAGGUUGUUUUGGAAGAUAAGAUCAUGCUUCACCUGAAGACACUUCCAUUUCUCUUCUUCCUCCACAUACAGCUUGCCAAGGCCAUUCCAGUGCCUCCUGAACACCUGGAAGAGAAAAUUAUGAAAACUGCUGAGAAUUACCUACGAAAAUUCUACCACUUACCAAGCAAUCAAUUCCGGUCUGCGAAGAAUGUCACGGUAUUCGAAGAGAAGCUUAAGGAGAUGCAGCGCUUCUUCGGCUUGCCCGAGACAGGGAAGCCAGAUGCAGCUACAAUAGAAAUAAUGCAAAAGCCUCGCUGUGGAGUGCCCGACUCUGGUGAUUUCUUGUUAACCCCGGGAGGCCCCAAGUGGACACACACUAAUCUGACCUACAGGAUUAUAAACCAUACCCCACAGCUGUCAAGGGCUGAAGUGAAAACAGCCAUUGAGAAAGCUUUUCAAGUCUGGAGUGUGCCAUCGCCCCUGACCUUCACCGAGGUCUUACAGGGAGAAGCAGAUAUCAAUAUUGCUUUUGUCUCAAGAGACCAUGGUGACAAUUCUCCUUUCGAUGGACCCAAUGGAAUCCUUGCCCAUGCCUUUCAGCCAGGCCAGGGUAUUGGAGGAGAUGCUCAUUUUGAUUCAGAAGAAACAUGGACUCAAGAUUUCAACAAUUACAACCUAUUUCUCGUGGCUGCUCAUGAAUUUGGACAUUCCUUGGGACUCUCUCACUCCACUGAUCCUGGUGCCUUGAUGUACCCAAACUAUGCUUACAGGGAACCCAGCACCUAUUCACUACCUCAAGAUGAUAUCAAUGGCAUUCAGACAAUCUAUGGACCUUCAGACAAUCCCAUCCAACCUACUGGGCCCAGCACACCCACCGCCUGUGACCCCCACCUGAGAUUUGAUGCUGCCACCACACUCCGUGGGGAGAUUUACUUCUUUAAAGACAAGUACUUCUGGAGGCGGCAUCCUCAGCUGAGAACAGUUGACCUCAAUUUCAUAUCUCUGUUCUGGCCUUUCCUACCCAAUGGCCUUCAGGCUGCUUAUGAAGAUUUUGAUAGAGACCUAGUUUUCCUAUUCAAAGGCAGACAGUACUGGGCUCUGAGUGGCUAUGACCUGCAGCAAGGUUACCCCAGAGAUAUAUCCAACUAUGGAUUCCCAAGGAGUGUCCAAGCCAUUGAUGCAGCGGUUUCCUAUGGCGGGAAGACAUACUUCUUCGUAAGCAGCCAUUGCUGGAGAUAUGACAAUCAAAGAGGAUCCAUGGACACAGGCUAUCCCAAAAGCAUAGCAAGCAUGUUCCCAGGAGUGAACUGUAGAGUUGACGCAGUUUUCCUGCAGGAUUCCUUCUUCCUCUUCUUCAGCGGACCACAAUAUUUUGCAUUUAGUCUUGCCAGUCACAGAGUUACUAGAGUUGCAAGAAGCAAUUUAUGGCUUAACUGUUUACAGAGUUGAGCAAAGUCAAAUGUCCUCACAUCCACCCUAUGAAUACCAAAGGGAAGCUCAGUCUGUAUAUUCAUCCCACGUGUCCUGCGCAGACUUUCCUCAGCUGUAACUAAGUAACACUGCAGCCCUCCUGGAAGAACAGUGUUUGUAACCUUCCUUCCUGCACACUCCAUCCGCUCCUGCACAUUCCAUCCCUGGUUCACAAAGAGAGAAAGCCAGUUGGCACCUUAAGCUUCACUGUUUCAUUAUCUGCUCCUCCGCCUUCUGAAUCUCCUGUUUUAUUACUUGCUUAUCUAGUUUCAAAUGUUCCUAAAUCUCUUCAAACAGAAUCUAGGAUUGGAUUUUCAUUAUGUAUAAGGAUUGUAAACGCAUAGAGAUUAGCCCCUCAUCUGGAUGGGAAAUGUGCUGUUAUUUCUUCCCUUGGAAAAAAUAUGAAAACAUGUAUUGUGGGUUGAAGCAUGCCCUUCAGGAUGCCAG